This is a messenger RNA of Episyrphus balteatus (marmalade hoverfly), 2298 nucleotides long. RefSeq lists its product as uncharacterized. The record is from RefSeq and is a predicted model, not a curated record. Gene Ontology annotation, cellular component: extracellular matrix. The coding region runs from base 1 to 2019 and encodes 672 amino acids. Lineage: Eukaryota; Metazoa; Arthropoda; Insecta; Diptera; Syrphidae. The transcript is spliced from 3 exons.
AUGAACGAACCCGAAUUAGAUGGCAACUUCUACCUUGAAAGCUUACAAAAUUUAUUACUUGUUAAAAGAAAUACCGACACAAUUCUACCAUCAACUCCACAAAUAUUUAAAUUCGAUUUAGACGAUGCCAAAGAACCUGAUGCAGAAACAAAAAGAUUCAUACAAAAUCGUGCUAGAGCACUUCAACUUGAAGAAAUUGCUAAUAAUAAAACUGGUCAUGAUGUUUUAUUGAAAAGAACUAAACGUUCAAAAGUUCAAAAAACAAAACCUGAAUUGAUUCCAUUUUUAAUAACCGAUGCUAAAGAACCUGAUAGUGCUACAAAAGAACUAAUUCGAAGAAGUCGUGCAAAAGAAAUUUCUUUAAUUAAAACUAAAGAACCAAUUAGACAGAUUAGAACUAAAGAAUCAUCCUCAUCGACUCAAAAAAGAGAAUCUUCAAGACAAAGUAGAAUUAAGCCAGUUUCUGUGCCCGUUCAAAAUCAAGAACCAUCUGUGAGACAAGGAAGAACUAAAUCUAUAACUUUGACAACUGAAAAUAAAGAACCAUUGAGAAUAGGUAAAGUUGGUAAAGUUCAAUCGGUUCCACUUGAUGAUGAACACUUGACAGAAAGUCGCUCAAAAAACAAGGGAACUUCAAGACAACGAACAACUAGAAAAACCCCAAGAAAACGCACUCGAAGAUUUGCCCAAUUGACUGAGCCUCGUUUUAUAAAAUUUGAACUUCAUGAUGCCAAAGAACCUGAUAGUGAACCUAGAGAAGUACAAAUUUUACCACGACCAGUUUUUGGCGCCAAAAUUUUAAAUCACAAAAAUGAUCAACAAGGAUCGGAGUCAGACUCUGAUUUAUCGACACAGGAAAGUAAGUACCGUUAUUUUCUACAUGAAGUUCCACGAAAACAACAUUUUGGACCAUAUUCAAAACACUAUAACCCUAACGACUUAAUAUUCAGAGUUAGCAAGAUGCAAAAAUAUAUAGCAAGUGGUCAAGGUCUUGAGAAUAUUAAUACAAAUAUUGAAAUAUCCAUACCGCCUUCGGUAUCGGCUACUGCCGUACUUGCUGGUUAUCCAAAACAAGUCUAUGGUCAUAAAUUAUGCCCUUAUGGCACUCGAGGUUGUCAAGUUCAUCCGGUUGUUGGACAAGUUCCUCCUAACCAUCUUCAAUUUAACAAGCCUCUUACUCAAAAUUUGAUUGCUGAAAAUGAGGUUAUACCCGAACAUCAUCAACCUCAGCGAUAUUUCUACAAUGUUUAUACUCACGAACAACCUCAAAUUCAUCAACAGUAUUUACCACAAAUAGUACAGGCUCCAGUGGUAGAACAUCCUCAACAGCCUCAACCACUUCCUCAACAACUUCCUCAACAAGAAGUUCAAGUUGCUCAGAACUUGAUCGAAACGAAUGCUCCAAUUAAAGUAGCUUAUGUUGAACCAAAUUAUGGCUAUGGAGCUAAAAUGUACCCCUACAAUAUUGCAAACAAUAUUCAAGCAAAUCAACCAGCUAAUAAUGAACAAAAUGCAGAUGUUGUUUAUGGCAAACAUCAUCAAGAAGAUCUCCUGAGUAAAAUAACAAAUAAUCAAGAAAGUCAACUUGGCACACUCCAAGAUAAUAAAGAAUUUCAAGAACUUUCUGCCCUGAUUGGCAAAUCACCAACUGAUCAAGUUCAUGGUUUGUCAUAUUUAAUGGCAAAAGAAAUGCAAAGAAAGAAAGCUGGUCAAAGACCUCAAGAUCAAACUUCACCAAUUCUUUUUCAUCCGAAAGAAAAUGGAGGCAUAAGCUCUGGUAACACUCAAUUUUUGAAUAUUUCAAGAUUUUAUGGUAUGAGAAUGGAAUAUGCAUCUAAAUACGCUUUUGGCUAUCGUGUACGUGACUUUGACAGUGGAAAUGAUUUCGCCCACAAACAAAAUCGAGAUAAGGAUGGUGUUACUCGUGGUCAAUAUCAUAUCCUAUUGCCCGAUGGACGAAUACAAAAUGUUAUUUAUUAUGCCGAUGAGACAGGAUUUCAUGCAGAUGUUAGUUAUUGAAAUUCCUGUCGUGUAUUUAUAUUUUUGUAUAGAAUAUAAGUUUGAAGGGAUUUUGAUGGAAUAAUUUCUAUCAAAUUUUCAUAUUUAAACAAAAAUCCCACCUCAUACUAACAUGACUGACAAUUGAUGGAAAAAUAUUAAAAAUCUAUUAUUAUAGUAAUUAUAAUCCAAAUUGAAAACAUUUAUGUAUAAAAAAAAAAGUUAGUAAAACAAUUUUAAAAUUGAAACAAAAUUAUUUAAGAGAGGCUUUCAUAAAUAAAUCAAAAACAUUUUUGUACG